Molecule: messenger RNA, 1062 nt
Organism: Anisakis simplex (herring worm)
Lineage: Eukaryota; Metazoa; Nematoda; Chromadorea; Rhabditida; Anisakidae
Source: the annotation of a GenBank genome assembly
GGGGUCAAUUCGCUGAACACUGGUGCACACCACAUCGUUGAUCAAAAAGCGCUGAUUCUGAUCGGUUCAGUAAACAUCCAUCAUGAUGAUGCUGUUAUAAACUUCAAUAGUAAGGCACUUUCAAGUGCAUCAAAGGCCAUCCGAUUCAAUGAAGAAUCACUUUAUUUCGAGAGUUUGACAGUUUGCGAAGUGCUCUAUUUAGGUCUCAUCGGCUUGAAUGAAGCUCGAUUUCAAAUUUUCAAAGCACUCAAGCUCACUCAUAGGUUUAGCCCUUCACCGAUCUCAUCCGUUCAGCAAUCAGCGUGUCGACCGUCGUAUGAUACGUACUUAACGAUGCGUUUCAUUCAUUACGCCCUUACAUCACCCGGAGUGCGCUAUCGCCUAACAUUCGAAGCUCUCACACGUACGACCAAAGUUUUCAUCAGUGCUUUUAUUCCGGAACUCAGCAAGCUUUCAAUACCAUUCAAAAUUCAGAACUUAACGGUGGAUAAAGAAUCGUUAGCGAUUCGAAGCAUUCGAUUGGUGAACAUCAACGAACCGCGUGACGUCUCCAUAGAGCCCUAUCAACCGAACGCAAUGCUUGUUAAGAUAAAGAAUUUCGCUCUUUCAAUGGAAUGCGACUUGAAUGGUGUUAUGAAUGAUAAAUUACUGGACGGUCGACUACACUUACACUCGAAUCGAACAUCGAUGAAUUUGUUGAUUCGAAUCAGAAAACACCCGACAGCGUUAGCACCAAUUAUUGAUCUCCGAGAGUGUCAUACGUAUACGGAUAAUGACUACACUAGCAAUAAUAGCAGCAAUCGUUUGAAGUUAACCACUGAAUUUAUGCCUUCGAAUAGCAAUUCAGUUGUUGAGCCAGUGAUAUCAGAAAAUGCAGAAAAUUUCUUCGAUUCAGUGCUUUGCACGUAUAUUGACUGGAUCAUUGAUCGUAAAAUCAACAAGCGGUUCGUGCGCACGAGCACAUCAGUUUCGCUGGCGAAACUCGCGCAAAUCGACCCCAAGCAUUCGGCUUUGGCCGCAUUGUCGAGGAGAUACCAUAAGGCACAUCAUCGUAAAGGGUGA